AUGGAAAUUUUACGAAUCGCUGUGCGAACUGCACUUGAGCGUGAGUUCGGUUAUAUUAACGAAACUCGUGGAGCAGCACUGGAAAGCAUCGGUGGAGUCAAGGAAAAGCGAAUAUUGACUAAAACAGGCAGAAAUUUCCAGUGGGAUGACUUAUCACUGCCGUACUUGGAUUUCGUCGAAUGUUUUGCCACAGUGAAUAGUGGAGCUGGUAAAAAACAGUGCAACAUUGAACCUGUCCAGCACUGGAUUGCCCAUUUAUGA
Gongylonema pulchrum is the source of this 261-nucleotide messenger RNA. Lineage: Eukaryota; Metazoa; Nematoda; Chromadorea; Rhabditida; Gongylonematidae. The record is from the annotation of a GenBank genome assembly.